UUGCUGCCUCUGCAGACUUUGGCCAUCAUUAAGGCUCACGGACCCACAGUGAGCUUGCUCCUCCACCGGGAAGACCUCUGUGAAUACGCCCUGGGCCAGGUCCCCUGGCUCCUGGACCAGUAUAAAGACAAAGAGAUCGAUUUCCACAUCACUCAGUUUGCCAUGUCCACCAAGAAUCUGGAGAAACCAGUAAAACCUAACUCCCAGGAGAAUGAAAAGGGAGAGAAAUCUGUCCAAGAAACAAGCUUGGAGAUCUUAAAAACCCUGGACCCACUGGUCAUUGGCAUGCCUCAGGUGCUAUGGCCAAGAAUCCUGACUUUUGUGGUACCUGCAGAAUAUACGGGAACUCUGAAAUACCUGUUCAAUAUCAUCAGAAUUCUGUUCAUGGCAGAGGAGAGGAAGAAGAAUGACAAGGAGUCAACAGCCCUCGUCAUCUCUACAGGAGCUGUGAAACUUCCUUCACCACAACAGCUGCUGGCCAGACUUCUGGUAAUAUCUAUGCUCGCCAGUUUAGGGAAAUUAUGUGGUGCUGGUGCAAUUGGACUUUUGAAGAUACUGCCUGAGAUAAUUCACCCAAAUUUGGUAGAGCUGUGGAAAACACGCAUACCUGAGCUCCUGCAGCCUCUGGAAGGAAAGAACACCAGUAUUGUGCUAUGGGAGACCAUGCUGCUUCAGUUGCUCAAAGAAUCUUUAUGGAAGAUCAGUGACGUAGCCUGGACCAUCCAACUGAUUCGGGAUUUCAAACAGCAAAUGGACAGUUACAGCAACACCUCCGUUGAGAAGAAAUUCCUUUGGAAAGCCUUGGGGACCACCUUAGCAUCCUGCCAAGAUAUAGACUUUGUAAGCUCACAGGUUAAGGAAUUUCUGAUUGCACCCAGCCAACUAGGGGAUCAACGACAGGGGAUAAUGUCUAUUUUAGGAUGCUGUGCUGAGAACCACUUUGAUAUUGUUUUGAAAGUUCUUAAAACAUUCCAAGAUCGGGAAAAGUUUUUCAUGAAUCGAUGUAAGGGUCUUUUUUCUGGCAAAAAGAGCCUGACCAAGACUGACGUCAUGGUAAUCUACGGAGCCGUGGCCCUCCAUGCUCCCAAGAGUCAACUCCUCACCAGGCUUGAUCAAGACAUUGUGUCCCAAGUCCUGUUUCUUUAUGGCCAGUGCUCUCAGGUUCUGGGCAUGUCUGUGAUGAACAAGGACAUGGAUCUGCAAAUGAGUUUUAUAAGAAGUAUCACUGAGAUUGGCAUUGCUGUCCAAGAUGCUGAGGAUGAGAAAUUCAAGUUUUCCUACAAGGAGGUGCUGCUGGGUUACAUGCUGGACUUCAUCAGGGAUGAGCCCCUGAACUCCUUAGCGAGCCCUGUGCGGUGGAAAGCUUUAAUUGCCAUCAGAUACCUCAGUAAACUGAAACCUCAGCUCUCACUGAAUGACCAUCUUAAUAUUCUCGAGGAGAAUAUCCGGAGGCUGCUGCCCCUUCCACCUCUGGAAAAACUCAAAAACGAGGGCGAGACGGACAAGGACAAGGAGCACAUUCACUUUCUCUACGACCGCUCCAUGGAUGCUCUGGGGAAGCUGCUGAGGACCACGAUGUGGGACAGCACGAGCGCAGAGGACUGUCAAGAAAUGUUCAACCUUCUCCGAAUGUGGCUUGUUUCCCAGAAAGAGUGGGAGAGAGAAAGAGCUUUCCAGAUCACCGCACAAGUGCUGACAAAUGACACGGAGGCGCCAGAGAACUUUAAAAUCGGCUCGCUCCUCGGCCUCCUGGCUCCUCACUCCUGUGACACCCUGCCCUCCAUCCGCCAGGCGGCUGCUAGUUCGGCUAUUGGUCUGUUCUGCAUAAAAGGCAUUCGCCUGGAAGUGGACAGACUACAGGAUUUGCAGGAAGGGCUGCAGUGUGAUGAUGUGGAGGUCCAGAUCAAGAUUUCCUCUAAAAUAGCAAAGAUAGUCAGUAAACUCAUCCCAAGUGAGGAAAUCCUGAUGUUCCUGGAGGAAACCCUGGAUGGUCUGGAGAGCCUCAACCCCACCUGCACGAAGGCCUGCGGUGUAUGGAUGAUCGCCGCCCUGAAGGAGCAAGGAGCUACUUUGGAAGAUCAGCUGUUGGAAAUCUUGGGCGUAAUUUAUCAUCACAUGCCGGUCCUCAGACAAAAGGAGGAAAGUUUUCAUUUCAUGCUAGAAGCCAUCUCCCAGAUAGCCAGCUUUCAUAUGGAUGCAGUUGUUGCCAACCUUUUGCAGAAGCCUCUGCCCUUUGACAGGGACACAAAGACACUGUGGAAGGCUCUGGCUGAGAACCCAGCCUCCAGUGGCAAACUCCUACGGGCCUUAAUAGACAAACUGGGGAACGGACUAGAAGAUGAUUUAGCUGGAAUAGAUGCAAUUUCUGUGGCCUGUGCGAUCCAUGAGGUGGUGUCGACCGGCAGCCCUGUCACAGGCUUAUACCCGGAGCUAUUCACCCUCCUCCUGAAGCUGGUCAGCUGCACACUGGGCCAGAAGAUGCCCACGACGACCUUGAACCGCAGGCGCCGGGUGAUGCCACAGGGAGAGCGACAGCAGAUCUCAGACCCCAGCAGGGUCUCAGCGACAACUCUGAAGUGUGUGCAAGCGCAGGCCAUGAGAGAAGGCCUAGCCAAAGAAUCUGACGAGGGGGACAACGUAUGGACCCUGCUCAGCAGCCCUGGUACCCACCACCUGGGAGUAUGUGCACUGGCCAGGAGCAUGACGGUGUGGCAACACGGCGUCAUACUGGACAUCAUGGACCAGCUCCUGCCGUCCCUCACCUCCUCCUCCGAGAACUACCGGAUAACUGGCACAGCUUUCUUCUCUGAGCUCAUGAAGGAGCCAAUCCUCUGGAAGCACGGGAAUCUGCGGGAAGUGCUGAUCCUCAUGGAUCAGAGUGCCUGGGACUCCAACGCCAUCCUGAGGCAAAUGGCCAUCCGAGGGCUCGGUAAUACGGCUUCCGGAGCCCCUCACAAGGUGAAGAAGCAUAAGCAGAUAAUACUAGAAUCUGUCAUCAGAGGCCUCUACCACCUGGCCCGCACCGAGGUUGUCUGUGAAAGCUUGAAGGCGCUAAAAAUGAUCCUGGAGCUGCUUACAGACCGAGAUAUCAGCUUCUACUUCAAAGAAAUAGUGCUGCAGACAAGAACCUUCUUUGAAGACGAGCAGGAUGAUGUGAGGCUGACCGCCAUCCUCUUAUUUGAGAAUCUGGCAUGCCUAACAGGAAGAAAGUGGAAGAUUUUCUUUGCUGAAGAAAUAAAAAAGAGCAUGAUUUCAUUCCUUCUCCACCUCUGGGAUCCCAAUCCCAAGAUCGGGACUGCGUGCCGAGACGUCCUGAUCAUCUGCAUUCCAUUUCUGGGUCUCCAGGAACUCUAUGGGGUAUUAGAUCAUCUCCUUGACGGUCAAGAUCUACCAAGGGCCAGGGAUUUCUAUAGGCAAUUCUGUGUGAAACUGGCAAAGAAAAACCAAGAAAUCCUGUGGAUCCUCCACACACACUCAUUCACCUUCUUCAGCAGCAGCUGGGAGAUGAUCAGGAGCGCGGCCGUCAAACUCACAGAUGCUAUUGUUCUUAAUUUGACCAACCAAUAUGUGGAGUUAUUGGACAGAGAACAGCUGACCACGCGGCUCCAGGCACUUCGGCAAGACCCCUGUAUCAGUGUCCAGAGGGCAGCGGAAGCUGCCUUGCAGACCCUCUUGAGAAGGUGUAAAGAGACAAGCAUCCGUCCGUAAACCAUCAGGAAAUAAACUGCUAGGCUUUUUCUGUAACUGA
This is a messenger RNA of Vicugna pacos (alpaca), 3748 nucleotides long. Lineage: Eukaryota; Metazoa; Chordata; Mammalia; Artiodactyla; Camelidae. The record is from RefSeq and is a predicted model, not a curated record.